AUGGACAUCGACAAUGAUGACAACCCCACUCCCAACCAAUCCGACUUCCCCAAACCCCUAGCCUCCUUUCACCUCAUCAAAAAAGAAACCGAAGCCUACCUCCCCAUCGCCUCCCUCAUCUGGCCCGCCCCCGGCACCCAUUUCGUCGCUGGCACCAUCAACCGAAUCGACAUCUUCGACGUUUCUCGACCAGACAUCUCCCUCAGCACCCAGCCAUUUCACACAAUCCCCACGAUCCCAUCAACCAGAUUUCUUACGAAAGGUGGCGGAGUCGGUAUGCGCGGGACGGUCUCAGCGCUAGACGCCCAUCCCGGGGUGAGCGAAGGAUGGGGUUUCAUCGCGGCAGGCACGUGGACGCGGAACUUGGGCCUAUAUGAUCUCUCUCAGGCGGGGCAGUGUGUGGCUACGUGGAGUGUGGCGCCUGCGUCUGGGGAGCAGGGGAUUGGCGGGAAUGGCAUUGUGCAGGUUAUGUGGUCACCCUGCGGGAGGUAUCUCGUUGUCAAUGAGAGGAGGUCAACAGGGUUGUUGGUGUACGACAUUCGAGGAACGCAUCAGCUAUUGGCUUGCUUGAAAGGUAGAGAUGCCCAGACAAACCAACGGCUGAGCUGCGACGUGUUCCCUGGGACUGGGAAGGUCGGGGGGUUCGAGGUUUGGGCCGGCACCAAAAACGGUGGGGUUGUUGUCUGGGAGGGCAUUGGCAACCAAGAAGGAAGCAUAGAGCCAAGCUGGGAUUGGGAAGCUCAUCAAGCAGCUGUCGGGAGCACAGCUUUGCAUAUGAGCGGCUCCGUAGUUGCGACAUGCUCCGGCUCAUGGGAAUUUGUGGAUGAAGACGAGAGCAGCGAGAGCGAGAGCAUAGACAGCUCAGACAGUUCUUCCAGUUCUAGCGAUUCUGAAGAUGCAGAACAAAACUCAGGCAAGAGAGUACUGACUUCCCGUACUAGGAUUGUUGUUCCUGAAACAAGCCUCAAAGUUUGGAGCAUUGGGUCGAACACACCGCCGGAGACAGACGAGGGACAAACCAGUUGA
Thermochaetoides thermophila DSM 1495 is the source of this 1026-nucleotide messenger RNA. Its product is annotated as putative nucleotide-binding protein. The coding region runs from base 1 to 1026 and encodes 341 amino acids. The record is from RefSeq and is a predicted model, not a curated record. NCBI's taxonomy places the organism in Eukaryota, Fungi, Ascomycota, Sordariomycetes, Sordariales, Chaetomiaceae. Gene Ontology annotation, molecular function: protein binding. The transcript has a single exon.